This is a messenger RNA of Trichoplusia ni (cabbage looper), 1083 nucleotides long. Its product is annotated as methylenetetrahydrofolate reductase-like. Bases 89 to 910 code for a protein of 273 amino acids. The record is from RefSeq and is a predicted model, not a curated record. NCBI's taxonomy places the organism in Eukaryota, Metazoa, Arthropoda, Insecta, Lepidoptera, Noctuidae. Gene Ontology annotation, cellular component: cytosol. Gene Ontology annotation, biological process: tetrahydrofolate interconversion. The transcript has 2 exons. Gene Ontology annotation, molecular function: FAD binding; methylenetetrahydrofolate reductase [NAD(P)H] activity.
UUGCUUGCUCCGGUCAUUCACUUGGCCGACUUCUAGAGGUGAUGUUGUGUGACAAAUAGUAUUCAAGACAAGUGUCAGUUUGCUCAAAAUGUCAGAAGAAAAUAAAAUAACGGAAUUGAUAAAACGCAAAGGAAAAUUCAGUUACUCGUUUGAGGUGACUCCAGAUGUGUCUGAGGAUGAGCUGUUUAGCUUGAAGGAGGAUCCAGUGUUUUUCUCGGUUACAUGGCACGCGAAACAACACCAAUGCAAGGACUUGAACAUUGGGCCCGUGAGGAUUGCGAGCAUUUUGAGGAGCAAGCAAAAGCACGUAUUGCUGCACUUAUCGUGCGAUAUGCUGAAGACUGAUUAUCUUGAUGAAUUGUUAACCGUGCUACAAGAAAGAAAUAUUUGCAACUUGUUCUUGAUUUUAGGAGAGUCUUACGACCCUAACUCGUCCGACUUCAAAAACACUUCAGAAGUAAUCAAAUACAUUAGGAGCAAAACGGGACAGUAUUUUUGUAUCGGUAUCCCAGGUUUUCCUGGCUGUAAUGAUGAGAAAUUACAACAAAUCAAAGACAAAAUUGAACUUGGAGCCGAUUUUAUAAUGACACAAGCACUGUUCGACUCUGAUGGCUUCCAAACUUUAAUAAAACGAUGCGAGAAAAUGGAAAUCAAAGUGCCAAUAAUACCUGGAAUAUUUCCUUUUGAGACGCUUCAACAGUUAAAUGGCUUUAUUAAUAUGUGUAAAAUAAAAGUGUCCGAGGACUUAUUAACAGCCAUUAACGAUAAAGAAAAAAUGAACAGACCCUGCUCUGAAAUUAUUAAACUGUUACUGCAAGAGCUCAUGUCAAAAUGCAAUACAAGCCAUUUUCACUUCUUUACUUUAAAUAAAUUACGAAACGUCGAAAAAUAUAUAGCCCAAAUUAAAUAAAAUUUUAACAGCUCGUAUUGAUUGUUAAUGUUUUUUAUGUAGUAGAAAAAAUAUUGGAGAACAAAGUUAUUCUUCAGUUUUUAGUUGGGAUAAUAUUUUAUUUCAUUGUACUGCUACUUUAUUAUCUCGACGUGAAUAUUUUGUGUCUACUUAAUAAAAAUGUGACUGAUGAA